Messenger RNA from Trichoderma reesei QM6a, 972 nucleotides. RefSeq lists its product as uncharacterized. The transcript has 4 exons. Lineage: Eukaryota; Fungi; Ascomycota; Sordariomycetes; Hypocreales; Hypocreaceae. The coding region runs from base 1 to 972 and encodes 323 amino acids. The record is from RefSeq and is a predicted model, not a curated record.
AUGCCUUCAUCCAAGUUCUCCCCCGAUUCCAUCCCCAGCCUCCAAGGGCGAGUGUACCUCGUGACUGGAGGUAACGCUGGCAUUGGAAAGCAGACUGUGAUCGGGUUGGCGACCCGCGGCGCCAAAGUGUACAUGGGCGCUCGAAGCAAGGGCAAGGCGCUGGCUGCCAUCCACGAGAUUCAGGAAAAGCACUCGUCCGCCGACAUUCACUUCCUCGAGCUCGACCUGUCCAGCUUCCAGAGCGUCAUUGCUGCGGCGAACAGGUUGCGCGCUGAAGAGCCUGCGUUGCAUGGGCUCAUCAACAAUGCCGGCAUCAUGGGCGUGCCCUAUUCUCUGACGACGGAUGGCUAUGAGUCUCAAUUCCAGACCAACUACUUGUCGCAUUGGCUGCUCACGCAUCAUCUUCUUCCUCUUCUUCAGUCCACCGCCCAGUCAAGCCCCGAGGGAACUGUCCGCCUGGUCAACGUUACGUCGGACGGCCACGCGGCGUUCCCACCGCCAGGCGGAAUCCGGUUCGACGACACGGGGCUGGAGAAGGAGUCUGCCAUGAUGAGAUACGGCCAGAGCAAGCUCGCCAACAUCUUGCAUACGGUGCAGCUGAAUAAGAGAUACGGCCCUGCUUCGGUCGGAGCUGGCAACGGAGCAAUCUGGUUCGCAGCGGUGCAUCCGGGCCAUAUCGACACCGAUCUGAACAAGCAAGCUACGGGGGCUGCGCCUGGAGCCAUCCUGCGAGCUGCGACGCCCAUCAUGCGCUGUCUUGGAGUUCUGGACAAGCAGGAGAAGGGCGCGUGGUCCUCGCUGUUUGCCAUUGCCAGCAACGACUUCAAGGGGGCGAAUUCGGGGGCGUAUGUCGUGCCGUAUGCAAAGAUUGGGACGCCGAGCGAGCUUGCGCGCGACGAGAGCCUAGCGGAGAAGCUGUGGCAGUGGACUGAGACGGAGCUUGGGGCCAAGGGGUUGCUUGGACAGCAGUGA